GUAUACUAUUUUAUAUUUACUAUAAAAAUAAAUACUUUCCUAUGCACAUGUUGGAAUAAAACGUCCAAUGAAAUACUUGAAUGUCCUCUAUGAUGUUCUCAAGCCUAUUUAUGAAAGCAGUCUUUCAGUUCCAUUUCUUACCCAUCUUAUUGUAUUAAGUGGGUCUUGUACUAAGAAGUGUCUAAAGAUGGCUGUCACAACAUUAAUGAGUCUUGCGAAGUAAUCUCCCUUUCUCUUUUCUUGCAGAGUAUAUACAAUACUUGAAUCUCCUCUACGAUGUUCUCAAGCCAAUUUAUGAAACCAGUCUUUCAGUUCCAUUUCUUACCCAUCUUAUUGUAUUAAGUGGGUCUUGUACUAAGAAGUGUCUAAAGAUGGCGGUCACAACAUUAAUUAGUCUUGCGAAGUAAUCCCCCUGUCUCUGUUCUUGCAGAGUAUAUCACCCCUAAGAACUGAUGAACUUUUUUUUUUUCUUUUUUUCCUCCCCUUUGAUCCUCUUUAACUCUUGCUAGGAGGCUUCUGUUUUUUUUUUUUCCCCUUUUAAGUAGUAUCAUUCAAAAAUUGUCUUUGCAACCCUUGAUGGAACAAUGAACAGAAUGCGCGAGCAAAGGUUGUGAAGAUAGGAAGCAUACCUCUUACUGGACUGUUUUACCAGUAGUAGGGGGUGGGUAUAACAGCAUUAUGCGAGAUGCAGUUGGCAAAAUAACAUUGCUUUAUCAUCUCGGGCUUGCUUUACUUAGGUAACACAUGCUACCACUUAUAAAAUAUGUGUAGUCAUUCAGAACAAACAAAAGAAUAGAGAAUACUAAUGGUGUAGUCUUGAUGUGACUUUGUUUAGGAACUUCACAUGGAUGUUAUCUAGGCCUGCCAACUUUACUCCUGUGUCUUUCCUCUUUGCCAUGUCAUCCAUGUAACUAUUACCGGAGCUCUGAGGAGUUUCAGACAGGAUGGAGAACUGCUGGAUCUUCCAUAAGGAUAUUUUUGCCAUAAAGACAUCUAAGAAGUCACCUCUUUUAUUGCGGAUGCUUCUAUUGAUCUUUGCGAUGAUAUGUGGAGUUUUCAUUUGCUUUGUCUGUUUAAAGCAGAUAAGCACACAUGUGAAGCCCAAGUAUCCCAUGCCAAAGAUUGUUAUGGUUGGAAAUCCUUGUCCAUAUAAUAGUAUUGAACCAGAAGAUAGUUUGUAUGUGCACUACCCAAAACCUACAACUUAUGGAAGGAGCGAAUGCCGGUGUACUCCUGUUCGUUUUUUCGCAAUCUUGUCCAUGCAAAGGUCUGGAAGUGGGUGGUUUGAAACAUUACUCAACAGCCACCCCAACAUCAGCUCCAAUGGAGAAAUAUUUUCUGUUAAAGAGAGACGAAGUAAUGUUUCAUCUGUUUUGAGGACAUUGGAUAAGGUUUACAAUCUAGAAUGGACUAGUAGUGCGGCCAAAAAUGAAUGUACAGCCGCAGUUGGUUUAAAGUGGAUGCUUAAUCAGGGUCUCAUGGAAUAUCACAAGGAAAUUGUUGAAUACUUCAACCGGAGGGGUGUUUCUGCAAUAUUUCUUUUUCGGAGGAAUCUCCUCCGUCGGUUGGUUUCUGUACUUGCAAAUGCUUAUGAUCGUGAUGCAAAGCAGCUGAAUGGCACACAUAAGUCCCAUGUGCACUCGAAACAAGAGGCAGAGGUGCUAGCAAAAUACAAGCCAACAAUCAACGGCUCACUAUUGAUAGCAAACCUGAAACACAUUGAAGAUAUCACUGCGGAUUCCCUGGAAUUCUUCAAGAGCACGCGCCAUACAAUUCUCUACUAUGAAGAUCUCAUCAACAAUCAAAAGAGGAUGAUGGAUGUUCAAGAGUUCCUUAGGGUGCCUCAUAGGGAUUUGCAGAGCCAUCAAGUCAAGAUUCACACCAGGCCGAUUUCUGAACUAGUGGAGAACUGGAAUGAAGUCUACAACACACUUAAGGGCACCCAGUAUGAAAUCUUUCUCAAUCAAUCAGACUACCCAUCUAAUUAAUAUCUUUCUUCACAGGAAUUAUGUAUGUAUUGAAGCUCUGAAUGUUGUAAAUACACGUCAUUCUUUAUUCUUAACCAGAGCACCAUCAUGAGUUCAUGACCGCUCGCCCUACCUCAUCUGUAAUUUUUCUGAGAAAAUUUUGACUGAUGCACCAGCAUCCCUAUGUUGUCUCCCUUGGAGCCUAAUUUAAAUCAAGUAGUUGUAAAAUGUUGCAACAUUUCAAUGAAAUCAGAGGUUACGUGGCACGGCUUUCUAGUGCUUAAA
Messenger RNA from Amborella trichopoda, 2252 nucleotides. The record is from RefSeq and is a predicted model, not a curated record. Lineage: Eukaryota; Viridiplantae; Streptophyta; Magnoliopsida; Amborellales; Amborellaceae.